UGAUGUACUAUUAUCAAUUUGCUGUCUGCUGCUCUGGUCUGAUGCUGGGUGUAGGAUGACUGAUUUAAAUGAGCUAUUUAACCAGAUUCUUCACUCUGAACAGAAGUUCAAAGCAAGAGUCGAUGAGCUAAGACUUGUUGGAGAUAAGGUGGAGAGAUGCCAGUCUUGCAUUCACCAAGUCCGAGAGGAUAUUCAACACAAUCGAGGAAAACUAGCUAUGAAGAUGAACAAGCUUGCCGACGGAGAAGCGGAGAUGCAAAUCUUUCAGAUCAGAAAAGAUAUCCUAACAAGUCAGAGAGACACUUUGUUUGAGGCCAAACGGAUUGAUUCUCUGAAAGCUCUUGAAGCUGAAAAGAAAUAUGAGUCGGAGCAGACUGAAUUCAUUGAGGAGUUGACAAAAUUUAGCCAAUACUAUGACCUGCUGGGCUCUGGAGUUAGACACAGAGAUAAGGACUUAAAGAAAGAACAGGCUCUUCUUCAAGAUGAGAUUUUACUACUAGAAGCAGAGUUAGUGGAAAUCCAAUGUCAACAGGAGGAAGUCAAUAAGUAUCAAUGUGUGCUGUCCGAAACUGAAAACAAGUUAUUUGAUGUCAGCGAUGAGCUUGAAUUGAACAAAGCUGAAGAGGAUAUAAAGAAGGAGAUAUUCGCUCUUGAUCAGGAGAAAGUGUCGAUGGAUCAGUCACUUUGCCAAGAGCCUGAGUUUGUUCGACUUCAGAGAGAACUUGAAUCAUGCAAAGGGUCUACCGGAGAUAUGAUAUGUCAGCAACUCUCAGAGGAGCAGGAUGAGCUCCAACGCCAAUACUACCACAAACAGAUGAAACAACGAAUGACUGACAAGAAAUUUGAUACUCAACAUUCAACAGCAAGUUCGUCUCGUAGCAGUGGACAUUAUAAUCCCUAUACUUUGCGGUACAUCCCAGCACCGAACUCUGAGGAACCUCCUACUUCUGCAAUGGACUCUAAACCGUAUGGCACAGAAAUGGACAAGUUGACAAAUGUUGGCGAUGAUGAUAGUGCUACAGGGUGGGGUAUGGAAGUUGACGAAGAUGACAUCACAUUCUCUGAUAAUGAAGUAUUUCAAGAGGCUGUAACAGUAAAAGUUCAAAAAAGUGCUUCAAAGAAACAGCUACCUCCUUCUAACUUUACCAAGCUGCCUUCUGUGACUACUUCAAACCGUGACUUUAAACGAGCAAGCUCAUCAGUUUCAAACCAACAGUCGACAACCACAACCAAACAAAGCACAGUCACCAAAGAGCCCACAGCAGCAAGUGGCUCAAAAGUUCCCCGUCUCUUAGAGCCUUCGGUAAACUCGAUCCUACAACCACAGCAGGUGCCAAAGAGUCGGGGAAUCUCCAAUUUCAGGUCCGCUGGAGCACAAGACUCUGAACUACCCAGAGGAGCCAAAAAAGUUCGAUUUCAUUACUAAACAUUGACUGCAUUAUAAAAAGACGUGCUAAUAAUUUAUCAUAAUUAGUGUAAUUAUACUGGUUUGCGUAAUAAAUAUCUAUCUAUGAAGUUUAAGUUUCUUAUAGUAAUGGUUCUAGGCAGUUGG
This is a messenger RNA of Halichondria panicea, 1552 nucleotides long. RefSeq lists its product as uncharacterized. The transcript is spliced from 7 exons. The record is from RefSeq and is a predicted model, not a curated record. Gene Ontology annotation, cellular component: cytoplasm. Lineage: Eukaryota; Metazoa; Porifera; Demospongiae; Suberitida; Halichondriidae. The coding region runs from base 56 to 1426 and encodes 456 amino acids.